UCCAGUCAGUGGUAUCAGUUUGCUCUCAGUUAUGGCAGUGUCUGGUGUAUCAGUCAGGAUGGACCACCUCAGCUGUCCACUCUGUCAGGAGGUGCUCAGGACUCCUGCUGCUAUUCCAUGUGGGCACACCUUCUGCAGUCUCUGCAUCCAGGACUUCUGGGACAAUGAAGAAAAGCAUGGUCGUUUCUGCAGCUGCCCUGAAUGCCAAUAUACCUUUCACCCGAGGCCUAACCUGAUCAAGAACAUUGCUCUGGCUGAAAUGGUGGAAGCCAUGGAGAAGUCCAGGCGUAGAAAUAAUGUGGGUUCCGUAGGUAAGCACAGACCUGCUGCAGCCUGCCAUCAGGCAGGGCCAUCGUCCAGUCAGACUCAGGAAAAGGCCAGACCCAUGAAGAGUCCCCAAACCCCUACAGUCUCAGAGGCCCUGAAGAGCAGAGUAUGUCCCACACAUGACAGACUGCUGGAGGUUUACUGCUGUGAUGAUGAUCAAUGCAUCUGCCUUCUGUGCGCCCUGGUUGAGCACAAAGCACACUCCACUUUGUUCGUGAAUGAGGGAUGGAGCAGGAAACAGAAACAGCUCCAGGACCUUAAGAAGGAAUCAAAAAGAAGGAUCAAAAAGAGAGAAAAGGAGCAGAAGGACCUGACAGAGAGCAUACAGAGGAUUAAGGAAGGUAGUAGGGCUGCUGAAGAGCACUGCGAGGGCGUCCUCGCUGGGCUGAUUGACUCCCUCCAGAGGCACUACUCCACCACAGUCAGAGAGCUGAUCAGGGCCCAGGAGACAGCUGUAGUGGCUCAGGCUGAGAGCUCCCUGUGCAACCUGGAGACAGACAUUGCUGAGCUGAAGAAGAAAGACACUGAGCUGGAGGAGCUGUCACAGACAGAUGAUGAUAUCCACUUCCUCCAGAGUUGGCCCUCUCUGUCAACCCUCUCAGAGCCCCAAAACUUGUCCAGUGUCUCGACAGAUCCACACCUCCCCUUUGAGGCCAUAAGAACUGCCGUUUCAGAGUUUGGGGAUCGGCUGGAGUCAUUCUUGGCUGGUAAUGGAAGUUCCCAAUCUCCAGUCAGACCUGAGCAGCUUCCAGUUAUCAGCGCUGCACAGACCCUAGAGCCUACGACCAGAUCUGAGUUUCUACAGUAUGCCUGUGAACUCACUCUGGACCCCAACACUGCCCACAAGGACCUCUCCAUCUCAAUGGAGGACAGAAUGGUGAGGUGGGACCCUAAAAAGCAGAAGGUCCCAGUCCAACCUCACCCUGAGAGGUUUACAAACCGUCACCAGGUGAUGUGCAGGGAGGGGCUUGAGGCUGAGCGCUGCUACUGGGAGGUGGAGAUGGUGGGGAACAAGGCUGAGAUUGCCCUGGUCUACUGGGGCAUAAACAGAAAAUCACGCUCUAAGACAUCCGCUUUUGGGGGCAGUGACCAAUCCUGGAGCCUCGACUGUUCAAAAGGAUAUUCUGUGUCCCACAACAAUAAAAGUAUUCUACUCAGUGCAACCCCCAGCCAGCACAAAAUAGGGGUUUACCUGAAAUUCAAGGAGGGCACCAUAGCAUUUUAUGAAGUCUCAGAUAGGAUGACGUUUCUCUACAGAACACAGAAAUACACAUUUACUGAACCCCUCUACCCAGGGUUCUGGCUUGGGGACGAGAGUCCCAUCACACUAUGUAAUCUGAGGCAUAAGAGAUUCUAACCAUGAGAUAGAGAACAAAACACCCAGGAAGAGUAGGCUGUGGAUAGAAGUUUAAAAUAAAGCUAUGCAUUCGGAAAAUGAAUGCAUGAAAAUUCAAAACUGUUUUUGUUUUGUCAUUAUGUGGUAUUGCGUGUAGAUUGAUGAGGAAAAAAAACAUUUCAUCCACUUUAGAAUAAGCGUAGACAAAACGUGGAAAUAGUGAAGGGGUCUGAAUACAUCCCGAUGCACUGUACAUCCCGAUGCACUGUACAUCCCGAUGCACUGUACAUCCCGAUGCACUGUACAUCCCCAAUGCACUGUACAUCCCCAAUGCACUGUACAUCCCCAAUGCACUGUACAUCCCCAAUGCACUGUACAUCCCCAAUGCACUGUACAUCCCGAUGCACUGUACAUCCCGAUGCACUGUACAUCCCGAUGCACUGUACAUCCCGAUGCACUGUACAUCCCCAAUGCACUGUACAUCCCGAUGCACUGUACAUCCCCAAUGCACUGUACAUCCCCAAUGCACUGUACAUCCCGGAGAACAUUUGAAAGGUUUUAGAUUGCUGUUAGGUUUUGGGGAAUCUUAUUGUCUAAAUAGAUUGUAAACCUCUAAAUGUUUUCAUGGUUACCCUCUUUACAUUUGUAAUAUCUUUUUUUUUUAUAAACAGUUUUAUAAAUAUACAUAUAAAAGCAGCGAAUAAAGAGCAAAAGUGUUG
Oncorhynchus mykiss (rainbow trout) is the source of this 2382-nucleotide messenger RNA. Its product is annotated as tripartite motif-containing protein 16-like protein. The record is from RefSeq and is a predicted model, not a curated record. NCBI's taxonomy places the organism in Eukaryota, Metazoa, Chordata, Actinopteri, Salmoniformes, Salmonidae. Gene Ontology annotation, molecular function: zinc ion binding; protein binding.